AUGGCAUCAGACAAUGCACUUGAAUUUGAGGUUGUAACUCCAAAGGUCAAUCUAAUCACCGCCAAUGAAUACCAAAACACUGAUCUUUUUUGGGCUAUAAGAGGUGGGGGAGGAGGGACCUUCAGUGUAAUUGCCAGCGUCACGGCUACAGUGAAAGAGCUACAUGCAGCUUUACCUGAAUUGAGUGACAACGGCGCUGCAGGAUAUUACUUUAUUUCCCCUCAAAGCCCUUCUUUGUCUGACAUUGGCUCCAUAUCUACCAUCACUGUAGCUUUCAUGUUUGCUGACCAAGAAGACCAAGCAGCUGUUGAGCAUCUAUUACAACCGCUAGCCGCGGCCAUUGAAAAGCUCAAUAAUGCUACAAUCUCCACUUUCACCCUUGUCUCACCAAAUAACCAACAAUUUGUGAAAAAUGCUGGAAAAGUCGACAGCGCGCUUAACCUGGCGUGGAGAAAGGCACUGACACACAUCACAUUCAGCUAUUCAUGGCCUUCUAGUACGCCUUUCCACGACCAGCAGAAGGUAUAUGAGAAUAUCACAAAUGUCGGGGUCCCGAUUUUCAGGGCGCUGGAGCCAGGCCAGAUGGGUGCCUACCUGAACAAGGCUGAUUCCCAUAAGUCGGACUUCCAGCAAUCCUUCUGGUGUGAGAAUUAUAAGUGGUUGUAUGUGAUUAAGAAGAGAUGGGAUUCAACUAGACUUUUCAUUUCUUGUCAAGGUGUUGGAAGUGAGGACUGGGAUGAUGGUGGGCUGUGUCAGUACAGCUUGCUCUUCAUCACAUUGCAGCUUAGAGAAUCCAAUUCUAUUACACUUAUAAUCAACGCGAUGGGAAUCACGCACAUUGUCUGCUUCCAGUUUAAGGCUGGUGUGAGUGCUGAGGUUAUCAAUGAGAUAAUUGUAUCCAUCCUACUCAUCAAAAGCCCUACAUCAAAACUGCAAUGGGCGGCAAUAGAUAACUCACCUGAGGGACUCCAGAAUGGAUUUACACACGCUUUCAUUACUCAGUUCGAAACUGCCAAAGAUAGAGAUUACUAUACCAAAAAUGAUCCAGCCCACCUAGUCUUCAUCAGUGGUCUGCAAGCGGUGGUUGAGAAGGUGCAAGUCAUGGAUUUUACUGACAGGGUGUUUUGA
Messenger RNA from Blastomyces gilchristii SLH14081, 1128 nucleotides. RefSeq lists its product as uncharacterized. The record is from RefSeq and is a predicted model, not a curated record. The coding region runs from base 1 to 1128 and encodes 375 amino acids. Gene Ontology annotation, molecular function: flavin adenine dinucleotide binding; oxidoreductase activity. The transcript has 7 exons. Lineage: Eukaryota; Fungi; Ascomycota; Eurotiomycetes; Onygenales; Ajellomycetaceae.